This is a messenger RNA of Pteronotus mesoamericanus, 3935 nucleotides long. It is a transcript of the gene CEP85L, whose product is annotated as centrosomal protein 85 like. Gene Ontology annotation, cellular component: centrosome. The transcript has 13 exons. Bases 339 to 2762 code for a protein of 807 amino acids. The record is from RefSeq and is a predicted model, not a curated record. Lineage: Eukaryota; Metazoa; Chordata; Mammalia; Chiroptera; Mormoopidae.
CCCGCUGCGGCUGAGGCUUUGCUCGGAGCCGCUGAGCCUAGGCUCAGCCAGGAACCGAGCCGCCGCCACCGCGGAGCCGCCGCUUCCCGGGCCCGGGCCUCAGCCCUGCCGGCUCGGCUAUGGCAGCAGCAGCCGCCGUCGCCGCCGUCGCGGCGAAUCUGUCCCCUGCGCUCUCCGCUCGUCGCUGAGCAGCCGUUAACCAGCCCGCCCUCACGCCGGUGCCGCCGCGGCCCAAGCUCCGCACAAGUUUCCGCCGCAGAAGAAGCAGGAGGCGAAGGCGGGGGAGGACAAACGUGGGGAGUCGAGCGUCCCCAGCCCACCCGGCCUUCCCGCCCGCGAUGUGGGGGCGCUUCCUGGCCCCGGAGGCCGGCGGCCGGGACAGCCCGGGCAGAGCCCGCAGCUUCCCAGCGGGCCCAGAUUAUUCUUCAUCAGCAUGGUUACCUGGAAGUGAAUCAUUGUGGCAGGCCACAACUCUUCCAUCCAGUCAUCGGAAUAACCAGAUCAGGAGACAUAGUAUAGCUUCUGACAGUGGUGACACUGGCAUUGGAACUUCCUGUUCUGACAGCGUGGAAGAUCACUCAACUUCAAGUGGCACAUUAACUUUUAAGCCUAGUCGGUCAUUGGUUACUCUUCCUACUGCUCAUGUCAUGCCGUCUCACUCCAGCGCUUCAGUUUCCAAACACAGGGAAUCAUUGACAUCAGAUGGCUCCCAGUGGAGUACAAGCCUCAUGCAAACAUUGGGAAAUCACAGUAGAGGGGAACCGGACUCUUCACUAGACAUGAAGGACUUCCGGCCUCUCCGGAAAUGGUCAUCUUUAUCCAAACUCACUGCCCCAGAUCACUGCAAUCAGGGUGGAAUUGAACAUGCUGAAGAGUCAAGGUGUGGAUUGGAAAAGACAGGGAGAGGCAAAGCUUUAACAUCACAACUAAGGACAGUUGGGCCUAGCUGCUUACAUGAUAGUAUGGAGAUGCUUAAGCUAGAGGACAAGGAAAUAAAUAAAAAACGAUCAUCUACUCUGGACUGCAAAUAUAAAUUUGAGAGCUGUAGCAAAGAGGAUUUUAGAGCUGCUUCUUCCACUCUUAGGAGACAGGCCUUAGACAUGACAUACAGUGCCUUACCUGAAAGCAAGCCCAAUAUGACAAGCCCAGAGGCUUUUGAAACUCCAAAAUAUUUAAUGCUUGGUCAACAGGCAGUAGGUGGAGUUCCCAUUCAGCCUUCUGUGAGGACGCAGAUGUGGCUUACAGAGCAGUUGCGGACAAACCCUUUGGAAGGUAGAACUACAGAGGACUCUUACAGUUUAGCUCCUUGGCAACAGCAGCAAAUUGAAGAGUUUCCACAAGAAAGUGAAACACCAGUGCAGGUUUUGACUGGAUCAUCUCGUCAAAGUUAUUCACCCUCUGGCUAUCAGGAUUUCACGAAGUGGGAAUCAGUGCUGAAAAUAAAAGAAGGACUACUGAGGCAGAAAGAAAUUGUAAUUGAUCGGCAGAAGCAACAAAUUACCCACCUACACGAGCGAAUAAGGGAUAAUGAAUUACGGGCACAACAUGCCAUGUUAGGACACUAUGUGAAUUGUGGGGAUUCUUAUAUGUCUAGUUUGCAGCCGCAAUAUGAAAACACUUCACUUCAGGCUCCAUUUUCAGAUCAGUCAGUGUCCAGUUCCCAGCAAGAAGAACUUGAGCAAAAACUUGCAUCUUCUGAGAAAGAGGUUUUACAGCUUAAUCAGUUUCUCAAACAAAGAAUAAGCCAAUUUAGUGAAGAGAAGAAGAAACUAGAGGAAAAGCUUAAAACCAGAGAUAGAUAUAUCAGUAGCCUGAAAAAGAAAUGCCAGAAGGAAUCUGAACAAAACAAAGAAAAGCAGAGAAGAAUUGAGACCUUGGAAAAGUAUCUGGCUGAUCUUCCAACCCUAGAUGAUGUGCAGAGUCAGAGUUUACAGCUGCAGGUUCUAGAAGAAAAAAACAAGAAUUUGCAAGAGACUUUGAUAGAUACAGAAAAAAAGCUUGAAGAGAUAAAAAAACAGUGUCAAGAGAAAGAGGCACAGUUAAUAUGCCAGAAAAAGAAAGAAAAGGAGUUGGUAACUACAGUUCAGAGUUUGCAGCAAAAGGUAGAAAGAUGCCUUGAAGAUGGAAUUCGCCUUCCUAUGUUAGAUGCAAAACAACUUCAGAAUGAAAAUGAUAAUCUGAGAGAACAAAAUGAGAAUGCUAGCAAGAUAAUAGAUAGCCAACGAGAUGAGAUUGACAGAAUGACUUUAGAAAUUCAGUCUCUGCAAGGGAAACUUUCUGAAGAAAAUCUGACCACACAAAAGAUGAAGGAAGAGCUGGAGAAGAAAGAAAGAAACCUACAGAGAUUAACAAAAACAUUGCUUGAUAACCAAAGACAAACAGAAGAGAUGUGCUUUCUUUUGGAUCAGGGCCAGGAAGGAGACCAAUCCAGGCAGCAGACGGUUCUUCCCAAACGACCUCUGUUUGAUUUGAAUGUGAUUGAUCAACUUUUCAAGGAAAUGUCCUAUUGUUUGUUUGACUUGAAGGCAUUGUGUAGUAUUCUUAAUCAGCGUGCUCAGGGCAAGGAGCCUAAUCUUUCAUUAUUACUGGGAAUCAGAUCACUGAACUGUUCGGCUGAAGAGGCUGAGAAUGACCACGGCCCAGAAACACUCACUAAAAAGCUGUCAGAUGUAUGCCAGUUACGGAGGGACAUUGAUGAAUUAAGGACUACAAUAUCAGAUCGCUAUGCUCAGGACAUGGGAGACAACUGCAUUACUCAGUGAUCAAGUGUUGGUCCAACAGCAAUAAUGACCCAUUGUUAAAUGCUGCUGUGUUACAGUUCUUCAUAUUUCUUUUUAGGAGCCAUGUUGGUCUACAGCCACACCACCUGAACACAUCCGAUCUCGGCUGAUCUCUGAAGGCGCUAUGUUGGAAAGUUGCAAGUGACAUAUGAACUUGCACAUAGGAUGUGUGUGUGUGUGUGUGUGUGUGUGUGUGUGUAUUUUUUUGUUGAGGGGGGAUGGAAUGGGGAUGUAAGGCAGUCUCAAAGGGGCUUAUCUAAUCAGGACAAAAAAAUCAGAUUACCAUUAGAAAAUGUGAUAAAGUAUAUAAGAAAAAAAUUCUGUAUUCUCAAACUACUGAUUGUAGGACCAAGCUGUGAAGAGUGCCCUUCAGAUCAAGGGGGUAGGAUUUCUUUUUAUCCUUUGUGUAUAUGUGUUGUGUGUGUGCAUGUGUGUUUAUUCACAAAAGUAUAAUGAUUUCUAGGGUCAAAGCAAAACUUCUGAGAAAGGCACACACUAUUUAUUCUUGUAUUUCUUUUUCUUUCAUGUAGAAGCUUGUGUUGUACUUUGGGGUUUUCAAAAGCUGGCUGAACAAGAGUUCCAACAGCAGGCAAGUGUUCUAAUAGUAGUACAGGAGGCAAAACCAUUCUUUUGAACAUCCACUGGGCUAAGAUGAUGAGGUUGUGGGGCCGGGUUGAUUUUAGUACUGUAGAUAGGUCAGCUAUUUUUCCAGAGUGAUUGCGGAUUGCCUUAGAGGUGUGAAAUGUUGAUGUGAUGAUCUUUUUCACUAACAUAGUAAUUUAUCACAAGGCGAUUUAACAUAAUUUGAACUAAUUUUAACAUGUCCCUUACUAUUUACAGUUUUUUACUUAUUAGUGUAAGCAAAGCCAUAUAUAAUUAAUGCAAGCCUUCUAAGGCCCCCUUUCAUUAUUGUAAAAGAAAUAUUAAAGUGACUCUGGAACAAUGGCUUAUUUAUCCAAAUCUCAAAUGUUUACAUUUUAACAGUUAUGUAUCUGUUUUAAAGUUGAAACUAAGAAAAAACCAACCUAUCUUCUUUCUAUCUGAAUUAUCACUAGCAUAAAACAAAACCUAAAUCAGGUGAUAUUUCAAUUCCUUUUAUUAGAUAAAGUACAUUGCAAACAGGCUUUUUCAUAGAAUAUAAACUUGGUCAGGUUG